Molecule: messenger RNA, 1068 nt
Organism: Exophiala bonariae
Lineage: Eukaryota; Fungi; Ascomycota; Eurotiomycetes; Chaetothyriales; Herpotrichiellaceae
Exons: 4
Coding region: 1-1068 (355 amino acids)
Biological process (GO): D-amino acid catabolic process
Cellular component (GO): cytoplasm
Molecular function (GO): FAD binding; D-amino-acid oxidase activity
Source: RefSeq, a predicted model, not a curated record
AUGAGUUACAACAAUAGCAUUAUAGUCCUUGGUGCGGGCGUGCUCGGCUUGACAACAGCAGCGGAAUUGUCUUCGAGGUUUCCAAACACCAGAGUCAUAGUGGUUGCAAAGCAUCUUCCAGGUGAUCGUGAUAAGCUCUACGCAUCGCCAUGGGCAGGGGCCAACUUCGAGCCCGUGUCUCGUGACAACGGUCCUGCUGAGGAGCGAGAUGCGAUCACGUAUCGGAAAUUGAACGAGCUGCUUCAACAAGGCCAUGGCGACAAGGCAGGAAUAUACAAGAUGGACUGCCGUACUUUCUAUGACGUCUCACCGGAAGAUGCUGGAGUAUUCAGCAAUGGAACUCAGGCGAUCUGGUUCGAUAGACUGGUCGAAGGUGGGAUACGAUAUCUUGAUAGCGACCAAAUACCGCUGGGGGCGAAUUUCGGAUUCGAUUUUCAAUCCUUCACCAUUGAUACUCAGCGAUACUUGAGUUGGCUGCAGAACCUUGUAUUGGGCAAGGGUGUUGAAAUUCGUCGGGGUGCAUACUCAUCCCUUGCAGACCUCUUCCAACGAUUUCCAGACGCAAAAUCAUAUUUCAAUUGCACAGGAAUUGGGGCGCAUCAUCUGGGCGACGUGAAAGAUUCAUCUGUUUACCCAGUUCGUGGACAGAUUGUUCUCAUAGAAAAUCCCAGAGAACCAGUAACAAGGCAAUAUGUUCGUGUAUCACCACAAGCGGACAAUGGUGGAGCCACUUAUGUCUUCCCCCGAGGGAGGCAUGGUGGUAUCAUUCUCGGGGGCUGUCGACAAGAAGAUGAUUGGGAUGGCGAGGUCGAUAUGGAUCUCGCCAAGGAUAUUAUGCAGAGAUGCUGUAAGCUCGCCCCAGAGCUUGGUAAACCAGAAGACCUAAAGGUCAUUCAUCAUGGAGUUGGGCUGAGACCAUCUCGAAGACAUGGGGCCAGAAUAGAGAGAGAACUGAUCAACGACAACAUGGUGAUUCACAAUUAUGGCGCAGGAGGAUUCGGUUAUCAAUCAUCGUGGGGUGCUGCUCAACAAGCUGUGGACCUUCUAUCGACAUCCUCUCGACUUUGA